AACGCGCAACAACACCAGGCAGUAGCAGCAGCUUUACCUUCACCCUCGCCUGUCAUUACUGGGGCGCAUGAUUGCUACGCCGACACUGACCAUCUGACUAAUGAAGCUUAGCUAGAGCGCUCUUUGUUGCAACCUCGACGCGUUCUCUGGCACUCACCUUCCCCCCAUCUUUUGUAGUACUCGCCUCUUGCCUCGUCCGUGUCAGUCAAGAAGAAGUGCGCUUGUUCGACCCCACCUGCCGCGACCAUGGCUGCAAAGAGAAAGGCGGCUGCAAUGGCGCCCGAAGACGACGACCCCAUAGAUCCCUCCGACGAGCUCAUGUUCCUCUGCUUGGGAGGCGGUAACGAGGUCGGGCGAUCAUGUCACAUCAUCCAGUACAAGGGCAAGACGGUCAUGCUCGAUGCCGGCAUGCACCCCGCCCACGAGGGCUUGUCCGCCAUGCCCUUUUACGACGACUUUGAUCUCAGCACUGUAGACGUGCUCUUGAUAUCACAUUUUCACGUCGACCAUGCAGCUUCUCUCCCAUACGUCCUUGCCAAAACAAACUUCAAGGGCCGCGUCUUCAUGACACAUCCUACCAAAGCAAUCUAUAAGUGGCUCAUCCAAGAUUCGGUCCGUGUUGGCAACAUGUCAAGCAACUCUGAGACCAAGAUCCAAAUGUACACUGAGGCCGAUCAUCUCAACACCUACCCCAUGAUCGAGUCCAUUGAUUUCUACACUACACAUACAGUCUCUGGUGUACGGAUAACACCAUAUCCAGCAGGUCACGUGCUUGGUGCUGCCAUGUUCCUCAUGGAGAUUGCUGGUUUAAAGAUACUCUUCACUGGCGAUUACUCGCGAGAAGAUGACCGACAUUUGGUGUCAGCUUCCGUACCGCCUGGCGUCAAGAUUGAUGUUCUCAUUACUGAGUCAACAUUUGGUAUCUCGAUGCACACUCCCCGUGUUGAGCGAGAGGCACAGCUCAUGAAGGCCAUUACUGAUGUGCUCAACCGCGGUGGCAGAGCUCUGCUCCCAGUUUUUGCCCUGGGACGAGCGCAAGAACUUUUGCUCAUCUUGGACGAGUACUGGAGCAAGCAUCCAGAGGUUCAGAAGAUACCCAUCUAUUACAACUCGAGUCUGGCGCGAAAGUGUAUGCAGGUCUACCAAACAUACGUUUCGGCCAUGAACGACAACAUCAAGCGGCUCUUCGCUGAGCGCAUGGCAGAGGCUGAAGCAGCAGGCGACACGGGCCGUCGUGGAGCUUGGGACUUCAAAUUCGUUCGAUCACUCAAGAGUCUGGAGCGCUUCGAUGAUCUGGGAGGUUGUGUCAUGCUAGCUUCACCUGGUAUGAUGCAGUCAGGAACAUCACGUGAGCUGCUUGAGCGAUGGGCGCCAGAUCCGAGAAACGGUGUCAUCAUCACGGGUUACUCUGUCGAAGGCACAAUGGCGAAGCAAAUUGUACACGAGCCCGACCAAAUCCCCGCUAUAAUGACACGAGCAAGCAACACAGCGCGCCGGCCAGGCCAACGGGAGAAUGAGCAGACCAUGAUACCCCGGCGGUGCACAGUUCAGGAAUACAGUUUUGCUGCUCACGUCGACGGAAAAGAGAACAUGGAGUUUGUGCAGGAAGUCGGCGCGCCAGUUGUCAUUCUUGUCCACGGUGAAAAAGGCAACAUGACCCGCUUAAAGUCUAAACUUCUCUCUUUCAACGCCCAAAAAACAAUUCCUACUAAAAUCUACUCACCAGCCAAUUGUGAGGAACUCCGCAUCCCCUUCAAAACCGAUAAGAUCGCAAAGGUUGUGGGAAAGCUAGCCUCCAUCACUCCGCCGAUGCCUCGUUCUCUAACCCUUGAUGGCAGUGAAGCUAAUCAGGUUGGGGUAAAGCAAGAACCAGAGGGAGAAAAUGUAGACAUCAUCAGCGGAGUGUUGAUACAGAACGAUUUUAAGAUUAGCCUCAUGGCGCCAGAGGAUUUGAAAGAGUACGCUGGAUUGACAACUACGACUAUUCUUUGCCGUCAACAUAUUACACUAUCGGCAGCGGGCAUUGAUUUGAUACGGUGGGCUCUUGAAGGCACCUUCGGUGCCAUCAAAGAGACUCGUCUCACUGAUGCAGCUGUUGAAGGCAAGAUGAACGGCACUGAAAAUGGGCACAAGGAAGAAGCAGAUGAGGAGGUCAACCGGACAGAGAUCAAAUUUACCGUUAUGGAUUGCGUAGGCGUGCUCGUCAAGAACGGUGGUAGGGUGGAAGUCGAGUGGGAAGGCAACGUAAUCAACGAUGGAAUUGCCGAUGCCGUCCUCGCCGUCCUGUUCACAGUCGAAUCCUCCCCAGCGGCUGUACGGCAAUCCUCAAAGCAACACUCGCACAACCAUGGACCUCCAGCUUCAGACGACAUUUCUGCUACGAAAUUCACUCACCGCUUCAAGGAUAAACCGCACCCCCACCGGACACCUGACCCUUCCACACGUCUCGCUCGCCUUUUCCUCUUCCUUGAGGCACAAUUCGGCGAAGAAGCUGUCCGUCCCAUUACCCUCCCUCGCAACAGUACCACGACAGCAACCACCAACGGAACACCGGCCGCUACUACAGACGCCGACACACCCCCUCCAGAUGCUCCAGCACCUGAUGCUACAUCUGCAACAGAUCCUCAUGGCGUCACCGAAACUUAUUCAGCCGAUGACCAAUUGUCUACAGAGGAUAAACAGGAGUUGAAGCGUUUGCACAACCUAGGCAUUCCUGUUCCGGGAGUCGAGAUCAAGUUCGAUCGUUUUGUGGCCAAGGUGUGGCUGGAGGAUUUGGAUGUAGAAUGUUCGAAUAAUGCGCUAAGAGCACGUAUCAAGGCAGUAGUAGAAAGAGGAGUUGAGACGGUUAGUGGUUUGUGGUCGUAAGAGUCAGUAACUUGAUAACUUGAGAAAUAAAAAUAUGGUCGAGAAUUGCUGGCUUCAUGGGGUUGUUUUUGCGUGGUGGCGAAGGAGGAAAAUCUGCUUGUACUUUUGUCUUUCGCAUUUAUCUCUACCUGUUCGAGAAAUGGGGCAGAUAUUCUGGACGUUUCAGCCUUGGAGUGAGAGAACCACGCCAUAUACGUUGAAUACACAUGUGACGCAAGAACCGUACAACGUGGCUUAUCAGAGCACAACUUGAUGUCGCACAAUCACAAGACU
This is a messenger RNA of Bipolaris sorokiniana ND90Pr, 3138 nucleotides long. RefSeq lists its product as uncharacterized. Bases 247 to 2865 code for a protein of 872 amino acids. The record is from RefSeq and is a predicted model, not a curated record. Lineage: Eukaryota; Fungi; Ascomycota; Dothideomycetes; Pleosporales; Pleosporaceae. Gene Ontology annotation, molecular function: RNA endonuclease activity; 5'-3' exonuclease activity; RNA binding. Gene Ontology annotation, cellular component: mRNA cleavage and polyadenylation specificity factor complex. The transcript has 5 exons. Gene Ontology annotation, biological process: mRNA 3'-end processing by stem-loop binding and cleavage.